Necator americanus (New World hookworm) is the source of this 381-nucleotide messenger RNA. RefSeq lists its product as uncharacterized. The record is from RefSeq and is a predicted model, not a curated record. NCBI's taxonomy places the organism in Eukaryota, Metazoa, Nematoda, Chromadorea, Rhabditida, Ancylostomatidae. Bases 1 to 381 code for a protein of 126 amino acids. The transcript has 2 exons.
AUGCUCAGCAAUGAUGCGCGAAGGCCACUUCUGCUUUUAACUCUUCGACGAAAUGCUUGUGGUCGACCCCUAUCACCAACGAAGUCAAGGAGGCCGGCAGAUCGCCUUAUUCAACGAGUUCUGAGGAGUUUGUCGGGUUCGAGCCGGAAGAAGCCAACUGGUCGAAAACGGAAGUUCUGGACUGAGGUGGUGAAAGAGGACCUGAGGACACUCGGCGUGGAUAGGCAGUUCAGGCGAGACGUAAGGUUUCGCAGAAUAUGGAAUAGCGACGAAUGGAUUGAUUCUGUGCAAGCUCUCGCAGAAGAUCGAGAAGGUUGGGCAGAGCUGUGUUCAAGGACGGCACACCUCGGCGAAGAUGCGGAUAAUCGCGUCAGGCGAUGA